AACGGAGCAAAUGCCUGUUCAUGAACGUUGAAGAACGUUUUGGGGUAACGUGUCGUUCAGAACAAUCCGUCACGCAACGUUGCAGACAUUUAAUCGAAUAUAACGCACCCCAGGAUGACCAAUGACAUUGCGCAACAUAUGAACGCGAGUUUAGACGACUACCUGCUCUGGAACGUACCAAAAGUAUAGCGGUCAGUGGUCUGUCACAUGACUUUCUAAAGCUGGCCGCGCCCUGUAGUGGGGUCGUGCAACAUUCUGGAUGACAGUCAAGAAAGAAUCAGGCAGCAGUUUGCCACUGACGUCUAGGACAAGUGAACAGCAUCUCUGAAUUUAUUCUUCCAUUAUAACAUCAGCCCCAUCAUGGACAAGGACGAUUUAAUACUCCCUAAAGACUUCCCCAAGUUGAAGAAUGAUGCAUUCCUUCUUGCAUGCCGUGGCCAAGAAACCCCUCAUGUGCCUGUGUGGUGUAUGAGACAGGCUGGACGUUACCUACCAGAGUUCCGUGAGUCCAGAGCGGGAAAGGACUUCUUUGCAACAUGUCGGUCACCUGCAGCCUGCUGUGAACUCACUCUCCAGCCAUUGAGACGUUUCCCAUUUGAUGCUGCCAUCAUCUUCUCAGACAUCCUGGUUAUCCCACAGGCCAUGGGUAUGGAUGUCCAGAUGGUGGCAGGAAAGGGCCCUACUUUCCCAGAGCCCUUAAAGGAACCAGAGGACCUGCUGCUGCUGCAGUCCAAGGUGGAUGUCAACAAAGAGCUGGACUAUGUCUUCAAGGCCAUUACACUGACACGCCACAAACUGGAAGGCAAGGUCCCUCUCAUCGGCUUCACUGGUGCCCCGUGGACCCUGAUGGCCUAUAUGAUUGAGGGGGGAGGCUCAACAACCCAAUCCAAGGCUAAGCGCUGGCUGUACCGUCACCCUGAAGCCAGCCACCAGCUGUUAAAGAUGCUGACUGACAUCAUAGUAGAGUACCUGCUGGGACAGGUGGCUGCUGGAGCACAGGCCUUGCAGGUGUUUGAGUCCCAUGCUGGCUAUCUGGGCCCAGUGGAGUUCCAGGAGUUCUCCCUGCCCUACCUCCGAGACAUCGCCCGUAAGGUCAAGGACCAGCUGAAGGAGUCAGGCCAGGAUGUCCCCAUGAUUGUGUUUGCCAAGGACGGCCACUAUGGUCUGGAGGACCUCUCUCAGUCCCACUAUGAGGUUGUUGGUUUGGAUUGGACCAUCGACCCUCGCUCAGCGCGGGAGCGAACUGGAGGAAAGGUUAGCCUCCAGGGGAACAUGGACCCGUGUGCGCUAUAUGCCCCCAAAGAGCGUAUAUCAGAGAUAGUGAAAAAGAUGCUGGAAGGCUUUGGCACCAGAGGGUACAUUGCCAACCUGGGCCACGGGCUGUACCCUGACAUGGACCCGGAGAACGUGGGUGCCUUUGUAGAAGCUGUCCACACUCACUCUCGCCACCUCCUCAACCUCAAGUAACACCACCGUCACCUGGCAACAUUGACCGCAGUCAUCAUACUAGCAGAGAAGCAGCACCCAAAAACCAAAGCAACAUUGGCUUGGAUUGUAGAGACUAUAUCAUGUUUUCACAGUAAUCCAAUAAACCACCAGGUCUUAUCAAGUAUGGAAUCCCAGGACAGAUCAAGAUGGAUCUUGUCCAAUUCUGGAUCUUUUUCUCUUUCUGAAGAGAAUACUUCAUUAUGUUAUAUAGAUAAUCCGAAAACAAACGAAAAACAUUGCAGCAGUGCAAGACCUUGUAAUAUUUCAUAUUAUUCAUGUGUACCACUGAUCUGUUUUAUUCAUCAGAUGUAGUGCACCUAAAAUUGAAGAAACAAGUGUACCUUAUCAAAACAACAGUAGUGAAGGAGAUUCAAUGUGAUUAUCCUCAAUGGUUGUGAGAUAGUCUCAGCCCAAUCGGUGUUGUUUAGACUGUUGUACUGCAAUUAUGACUGUGACUGAUGUACAAGCCUAAUCAUUAGUGUGUAUAUUUUUCUCUUAGUUUUUUAUUCAGUCAAAUAAAAUAAAAAUUAUAUUUUAAUUGGACCUGUAUUUCAAAUGAAUCAAAUAAAUGAUAUUGGAUUUCUA
Molecule: messenger RNA, 2073 nt
Organism: Salvelinus fontinalis (brook trout)
Lineage: Eukaryota; Metazoa; Chordata; Actinopteri; Salmoniformes; Salmonidae
Product: uroporphyrinogen decarboxylase
Exons: 10
Coding region: 361-1467 (368 amino acids)
Biological process (GO): heme biosynthetic process
Cellular component (GO): cytosol
Molecular function (GO): uroporphyrinogen decarboxylase activity
Source: RefSeq, a predicted model, not a curated record